Molecule: messenger RNA, 4492 nt
Organism: Pundamilia nyererei
Lineage: Eukaryota; Metazoa; Chordata; Actinopteri; Cichliformes; Cichlidae
Product: transmembrane protein 132C
Exons: 9
Coding region: 701-3871 (1056 amino acids)
Source: RefSeq, a predicted model, not a curated record
UCGACGCGCAUUGGACGGGGUGACAAUGCGUAAGCUCCACAAACUGCAGUCUGUCUGCAUAAACAUAGAAGAACGAUGACUUGAAUCCGGACUUUCGCUGAAUAUAUGAAUCACCUGGUGCCAAAGUAUCAUUAGAAGUGGAAGCUGAACGCUGAAUACGGACCUCUUGCGCGCUCUCCUCUGGCUCAGGACUUCACGAAAAGCUGUCUGGGUGUGGAUGUACGCUGAUCUAUGCCGGGACUUGAACUUUUCUACUUUUAGAUAAUUCGCCUUAACACGAGGAUGGACGGAAAGUAUCGGACUUUACGCACUACAGCCAGCUUCAGGAGCCCGGUGAUGCAGAAAGAAGGGAGCUGGAAAAACUGACCGUCUGAGGACAGAGGAUUUCUGCGCUUCUUGGGAUAAAAAAAAACAAACCCCGCUAUAAAACAAACACAAAAUCGUUGUGAAAAUGUGUCAUAACUGGUCUUUCGCCAGUAAUCUAAGCGUUAUCUCUUCUAAAAAGAAAAAUGCUGGAGAGACCGAAGCAAAGCUGAAGUUCUUUCUCUUCAGUUCUUGAAUUUUCCUGACAAAAACAAGUAGAUCAGACUUUCAAAACUGCUCACUCGAACUAUGAUUGUUCAGCGUUUGGAAACUAACGAUUGCAGCAUGAAAAGACGUGUUUUCAUUCUUCAUUUUUAGAAACCACACUGCACGUAGGAUGCUCUUCUUUGAACUAACACGCAUCGGCUUGCGCACUAAUUUUUGGGGGAAUUCGUGUUUUUUAACGGCUCAGAGAAACAUGUUGCACAUCCUUGCGCUUCAGUCGGUGGUGUUACUUUUGGGAGUAACCGACUGUCGAGUCUUAGAGGGGUUGCAGAGAUAUUCCUCUAUCCCCACGUACCUGCCUGUCAACUAUCAGCUCCUCAAUGCUGACUUGGGAUUUUUCCUGAAGGAGGCCAACCAGGACUUCAUGAGGAACUCUACCCUGGUGUCGCGGACCGAGCCCUUCUUCAUCUACCAGGCCAGAAGUUUGCCCUCUGUGAACGCCAGCUAUGGGCCCCUCUCUGUGGAGCAGCCUGUCCCCUUAGAGCUCCUGCAGAGUCCGGGGACCUUUCCUGCCUCUUCUCUUUUUACCUUUAACUGGAAGGUGCAGACCUUUAUCAUGAAUUCCCGAAUUCACUUGACCAAGCCCAAAGUCCAGGUGUUGUUCUAUGUUGCAGGCAGGGACUGGGAUGACUACAGUGCCAUCGACAAGCUGCCCUGUGUGCACAUGUUUGCUUUCCAUGAAACCCAGGAGGUACGUGGUACUUGCCAGCUGAGGGGGGAGCUGGGACUGUGUGUGGCUGAGCUGGAGCCACUGGCCAGCUGGUUCAGCCCACCUAGCGUCGUGCCAGGACGCCAGAGGAAUCACGAAGUGUCCGAGGGCACCCCAGUGGAGCUCUACUACGUGCUGCAGUCCACAGACGCAGGGUGCCACUCAGAUGAAUCCAGAAAGGACAAUUUCAUCCGCACAAGUCAGGAAGGGCUGUUUGGUUCCUAUACUUCAACACCUUUGAGGAGGAUUGGCGGUGUGAGGCUCUACCAGAACCCCACUGAGCCACCUCUUGCUGAACACAGGCUGGAUAAUAACUUUAUGGUCUUGGUGCCAGCCACACCCAUGAGGCAGAGGGAAACUGGCUCUGCUUUUAUCACCAUGUCAGCCUACUCUCCUGUGGAGAUGUUUACUCUCAGAGUGAAGUUAAAAGAAGGCGUGACGUUCCUCGGCGCUCGCCCCAGCAACCCCACCCAGUGGAUAGUUAGUCAAGAUGUGAGGAGCGAAGGCCACCGAGUGGUGACUCUCCACUGCCGCAGGAAGGAGUCCAGCUAUGAUCAGCAAAGGCCUGAGAUGGGAGUUCAGAGGGUGCUCCAGGUGGAUCUGAAAAUGGAAAGCUUCCCAGAGCCAAUGGGCAGCCGCUGGAUGGCCUGGCAGGUGGAAUACCCGGCCAGUCGCGCUGCCACUCAAGAGGUGGAGACAGAGAUCCGCCUGGCUCAGGAGGACGUGGCGGGCAUCGUGCCCCUGGCCAUGGACUCUGAGAUUCUGAACACCGCUGUAUUGACUGGAAAGACGGUGGCUGUUCCUGUAAAGGUGGUGACUGUUGGAACUGACGCCUCUGUUACUGACGUCUCUGAAGCGGCGACAUGUCGCUCAACAGACGAAGACGUGGUCAAGGUGUCUGACAGGUGUGACUACGUUUUUGUGAACGGCAAGGAGAUGAAGGGCAAGGUGAAGAUGAUGGUGAACUUCACCCACGGAUACCUAAGUGCUCAGCUGGAGCUCAACGUGUGGAUCCCCCGUCUCCCCCUCCAGAUUGAGGUGUCAGACACGGAGCUGAGCCAGAUCAAAGGGUGGAGGGUGCCAAUAAUGGCCACCAAUCAGAGGUCGACACGGGACAGAAUACCGUCAAAGAAAAAUGUAAUUAUUUGCCUUUUUUACUUUAAUGUCUCCAUGGUAAUCUGUCAUCUCUCUCCUUGUUUUUCUUCACUUUUUCAGGUGUUGUCUCCUUUAUCAGACUCAAUCCUGGCAGAGAAGACUAUCACAGUGGUGGAUGACAAAGUGACCAUCACAGAGUUGGGAGUCCAGUUGGUGACAGGCCUUUCCAUGAGCCUGCAGCUCAGUCCGGGAAGUAACCGGGCCAUCCUGGCUACUACAACCACACAGGAAGUCUUGCAGAGCUCCAAACAGGAGGCCUUGAUUAGUGCCUGGCUACAGUUCAGUGACGGCUCUGUGGCUCCACUAGACCUCUACAAUCCGGACUUUUUUGUCCUGACAGCCACUUCACUAGACGAGGAAGUCGUGACAGUGCAGCAGGACCCUUCCUGGAAAUGGCCUGUCAUUGUGACGGAGGCAGAGGGUCAAGGCCUGCUGGUCAGGAUGGAAAUGACUGUUAGUGAAGUGUGCCAGAAGUUCAAGCGACGCAGCAUUAUAGCUGCGGGGAACUGCAACAUCAAGGUGAAGUUUGGCCAUAGUGACAGCUCAAGGGGAGGGAGCAGCGACUAUGGUCCUGAUGGAGAUGAUAUGGAGAACAGGGGCAGGCUCUCCUCCCAGGACAGGACUGGCCUUGACACACACUAUUACGGUAGUUCGAUCUCUGACAUGGAGGAUGGUGUGCUGAAGAGAGCCACCACAACGAGAAGCGCAAUAAUCCGCAGACCCAAUGGGGAUAAACUUUCAGUGGAUGGUAGCCAGAGCAUACCAAUUGACUUUGCUGACUUCCCCGCACAAGUAGAUCUACCCCGUGGUCGCAAUGUGGACGACGAGCUCAUUCAGACUGCCCGAGGGCUCACAGACCUAGAAAUUGGCAUGUACGCCUUGCUCGGGGUCUUCUGCCUCGCCAUCCUGGUCUUUCUUAUUAACUGCAUUUCCUAUACGCUCAAAUACCGUCACAAGGAGCUCUCCAUCGAGGGCCAGGAAAACAUGAACCAUGCUCACGACUGGGUGUGGCUGGGGAACGAGGCCGAGCUGCUGGAGAGCCAAAUCAGCCUUUCGCCUCAGCAGGAAGAACAGACCUCCAUGAUAGACUCAAGCAGCGGCCUCGAGGAGGGCAGCCACUUACUGAACGGAGGCUCUUCCCAGAAGAGCGUGCCGAGCCAAGUGCAUCGGGCGGCAGACACAGGCUGCAUAGCCAAGGACAGCAAAGGAGACUCCCCCACCACCAAGAGAAAGCGAGUUAAGUUUACCACGUUCACCACUAUCCCCUUGGACAAUAGCUACCCCACUGUUAGCACACUGACUGGAAGCCACAGCCAUGACAUUAAGUGGGUGUGUCAAGACGGGCAGCUUGGAGACUCCAAGGAGUUGCGCAGUUACAUGGAAAGGUUAAAUGACAGUGCUUUAAAAGAGGUGGCAUAAUGUACUGUGUGCACUUGUGACAAACUCACCCAUAUGCCUUCCAGCCAGCGGAGAGUGGGUCUCAACAGAAACCAGAUCCACAGUUGGUGAUCGAGGAGCAAAUUUACUUCAGAAUCAACCCAAACUGCCAAAGGGUCAUUAAACUUUGCGAGAAAUGUCAUGAUUCCACAUAUGACUGAUGAUAAAUCACUGACAAAAAACAUGAGGUGGUUCUUUUGUUUGUCAGAUGGUUGCCACUUAAACAUUGUUUUAUUAUUACACGAUUUAGAAUCGUGCAAGGAUCCCAGAACUGAUCUGCAGCAAAGCAUAUAGAGUUUAAAACGAACAGUGACGUGACUAGAUAGAUAUUCCGAGUGUGUGUGUGUGCACAUUAAAUGGCUUUGGAAGUUCUGUAUCAAUUUUGGAUUUCUUACAUGAGAGUUCUGGAAAGGCCAAAGCAAGUCAAGACAAAUCUGCAUGUUGUUCGGGGGGAAAAAGAAAAGAAAAACAAGAAUGGCACAACUUUCCAGUUCAUUGUCAUCCUCCUUAGCAAGGCAUACGACCUGUUAUGUAUAUACUGAACAAUCUCCAAAGCAUUGUACUGUUGCUCUGUAUAUUGUAUUUUCAUAACAUUUAAGGAAU